UUUUUUAACAAAAUCAGUCCUCGAUAGAUCACACGUCUAAUUCCGUAUGUAAAUUGCGCGAUUAGUAUUUUGUUCCGUCAAAUGUACGGUUUUUGAUGAUAUUGUUGAUAAGAGAAGUUUUUUUAAUGAUUGCAACUAGUUUUAGCAUUUGAUUUACUUGUAAAUGUGCGGCUUCAUCGAAUUGGCUCUCAUCGGCUGGUCACGUCGGCGUUUUAUUGAUCAUCAAAAGUUGUGCACGUCUCGCUGAAUAAAAUUUAAGGUUUUUAUGACGGAAAGUUAUAGACUGCAGUUUUACAAAUGGCGGAUAAGUCUUUGAUGAAGCAAAUUACCGAACAGAAGCUUAAAGCUUUUUCUAUUGGUACAAUGGGUAAACGACCAUUGAGUAAAAAAGAACUGGAGGAGCAACGUAAAAAAGAACAGGAGCAAGCAGCAGCCCAGGCAUUUGAAGAAUUUGUGGCAACAUUUCAAGAAACUCCUAGUAAGACAACUAGUAAGGUUUGGGUUAAAGCAGGAACAUACGAUGCAGGCAAAAGACAGGAGGACACAAGAGAAAAAGGAAAGAUUUACAAACCACAAUCCAAGCUCUCAGAACUUGUAGAUAAUAGAUCGUCAGCUGAACAAGCUCAAGAAUAUGCAAGAUUGCUUGGAUCGAAUGAACGAAAAUUAGACAGACUCGGCAAAAAGAAGAAAGAGGGUGAAAAGAAAAAAAGCAAUCUGGAAUUGUUCAAAGAAGAGCUGAGGAUGAUACAAGAGGAACGUGAGGAGAGGCAUAAGUACAAGGGUGUGGUGAAAACCGUGAUAUCCGCACAAUCCGAGGACCCGAUGUUGGCUGCUUUAAAAUGCGUGGAAGAUGGUUCCUUUGACAAUGGCGAUCCAAAUACUACAAAUCUAUACUUAGGAAAUUUAAAUCCAAAAAUCACAGAACAGCAACUGAUGGAAAUAUUCGGUAAAUAUGGUCCAUUGGCUAGUAUAAAAAUUAUGUGGCCACGCAGUGACGAAGAAAAAGCCAGACAAAGAAAUUGUGGGUUUGUUGCAUUCAUGAGUCGCAAGGACGGAGAGCGCGCAUUGAAAAAUCUUAAUGGUCGCGACAUAAUGCAAUACGAGAUGAAGCUGGGAUGGGGAAAGAGCGUGCCAAUUCCACCGUAUCCCAUUUACAUUCCACCUGCUUUGAUGGAAAUCACACAGCCACCACCUCCGUCUGGUCUUCCGUUCAACGCUCAGCCGCAUCGUCGCGACAGACACAAGAUACCACGUAUUCGCAACCCCCAGAGCGCGGACCCGCAGGAAAAGGAAAACUUUGAAAAGGUUUUGCAGAAUGCCGUUGUCAAAGUGGUUAUACCGACAGAAAGGAAUUUAGUUAUGUUGAUACAUAGAAUGGUAGAGUUUGUCAUUCGGGAAGGACCGAUGUUCGAAGCGAUGAUUAUGAACAGAGAACUAAAUAAUCCAAUGUUCAGGUUUUUGUUUGAAAAUUACUCUCCCGCACACACUUACUAUCGAUGGAAAUUGUACUCUAUUUUACAAGGAGACGGGCAGAAGGAAUGGCACACGGAAGAUUUUAGAAUGUUUAAAGGUGGAAGUGUGUGGAGACCACCGCCGAUCAAUCCCUGGACGCAGGGCAUGCCAGAUGAAUUAAUAGAGAUGGAAGAAAGACAAGAACCUAGAAGGGGUAGUCUUUCCAACAGUCAACGAGAUCGUUUAGAAGAUUUAUUGCGAAACAUAUCACCUGAAAGAAUAAAAGUUGCAGAAGCAAUGGUAUUUUGUAUAGAACAUGCGGAGGCAGCAGAGGAGAUUUGCGAUUGUAUUUCAGAGUCAUUGUCGAUUCUACAAACUCCUGUUAAUAAGAAAAUUGCAAGAUUGUAUUUGAUAUCUGACAUAUUACAUAAUUGUGGGGUCAAAGUGACCAAUGCCACUAUUUAUAGAAAAGCAUUCGAAACGCGUCUUUUAGAUAUUUUCAGUGAAGUUCAUCAAGCGUACAAACAGUUCGACAGUAGACUGAAAGCAGAAGGGUUCAAAGUUCGCGUUAUGCGAAUGUUCCGAGCGUGGGAAGAUUGGGCGGUGUAUCCGAGAGAUUUCUUAGUCAAGUUGCAGAAUACUUUUCUAGGACUUGUUUUGACGGACGAGCCAGAACCUGAGAACGACGAGGAUAUUGAUGGUGCACCAUUAUCUGAUGUUGAUGGUGACGGUACUGAGGAUUUGGAUGGAGUACCGCUUGACGGUGCCGCAUUGUUGAAAGGCGCAAUGAAACAUGGUCUUACACCUCAAACAACUUCAAAUUACGACGAUAUCGACGGAAUACCAAUGGAUGAAGAUCUUGACGGAGUUCCAAUGGAUGACGAUGACAGCUCAAACGCGCGAAAUAAAGACGAUGAGAAAAAGUCGACAAUCCCAGCUGGAUUUGUCCCAUCGCGAUGGGAAACCGUUGACCCUGAUCAGGUUGAGGCACAGGCAAUGACUACCAGUAAAUGGGAAGAGUUAGGUCACAAUGAAGAUUCUAAUUCUCAAGAUAACAGUAUGGAUUCUAGUGGUCGAGAUUACAACGAAGAAAGGCGGAACCGAUUACGUGAAAUUGAGGUGAAAAUUAUGCAAUAUCAAGAUGAAUUGGAAAGUGGCAGAAGAACAUUGAAAUCCGGCAUGACAAUACAAACACAAGUGGAGCAUUACAGAAAGAAACUUAUAAGAAAGAGCGAAAGAGAGAUGAAAGAUGCGAAAAGUGAAGAGCGAGACGAUGACAAGCGAAGAGAAAAAAAACGAAGUCGAAGCUUAACGCCGGAAUCUCCUAGUCAUAGCUACAGAGAUCGCAGACGAUCAACGAGUCCGUCUUCGAAAAGUUCAAGAUAUAGAUCGCGCAGCAGGUCACCUCGCUGCAAACGCAGAUCACGAUCACCUUAUAAAAAACGCGUACCUAUUACCCCGUCCCCUCCUCGUAUUCGACGUACGCCUUCGCCUUCCUUUUCCUCAAGCAGAGGUUCGCGCAGAUCACCUGCUAACGAACGCGAUAGGAAAAGACGUAGGUCACCUUCCUUGUCGCCGCCGCCGCCUCCUCGUACUUCCUCUAAACACAGAGCUAGCAGUCCUCCUUCACCCUCACGUAAACACAGACAUAAACACAAAUAUUAAACCUCACGGUACGCUUAUUAUAGAAAUAACUUUCCAGGAUAAUUGUGGGACGCUAGUUUUUAGACUGUACGUUUCUUAUUUCAAUAAGUUAUAGAUAUAAAUAAACUUUAGUGACACAUUGAACAUACGAAGAUUAAUCUUUUGACAAAUCUUUUCUUCUAAUACAGCUAAGAUUACCUUCAAAAGAUAUAUCGAGCAAUUGUCGCCUAUUUUCUUAUAUUGUAAAAUAUUUGUACUAUAUAACUUGCGCUAAAACGAUACGAUAAACUGAGACAGCGCAGUUCAGAAGUAUAUACAAAUCCAUAAUAAAAUCCCAUGUUUUAUUGCAUCAUUGAAAAUUGUUCUUACGUGUUUACGUACACACAUGGAUACGUACGUAUAAUGAUUCAAUAUCUUUCAAACAAUAUACACGUACUGGAGAUAUUAUGUAUAUAUAGUGAGUGAUAAGAUACAACAAUUAUAUAGAAAUAGUCUUCUUUAAAUUUACGUGACCUCUUGUGAAGGCACCUGAACCUACUUCAGAUCUUUAGUGAGGUAAUAUAUAAUAAUAUUAUAUACUGUAUGCGUAUUGAAAAUAUUGUUCUCUUGCAUUGUGAAUAUUUGAAUAAAACA
Molecule: messenger RNA, 3729 nt
Organism: Pseudomyrmex gracilis
Lineage: Eukaryota; Metazoa; Arthropoda; Insecta; Hymenoptera; Formicidae
Product: U2 snRNP-associated SURP motif-containing protein
Exons: 20
Coding region: 298-3117 (939 amino acids)
Biological process (GO): RNA processing
Cellular component (GO): nucleus
Molecular function (GO): RNA binding
Source: RefSeq, a predicted model, not a curated record